AUGUAUGACGAGUCUGCAACGUCAUCACAUAUCGCAUUGUUGUCUCACGGUAUACUAUAUCGCCAUGGUAUAUCAUGGUGUAGUGCAUCACCAUUAAAUAUCACGGUGUGGUAUAUCGCCAUUAUAUAUCACAGUGUGGUAUAUCGCCAUGGUAUAUCACAGUGUAGUGCAUCACCAUUAAAUAUCACGGUGUGUUAUAUACCAUACCACACCACACCACACCAUACCACACCACACCACAACACCACAACACACCACACAACACCACACCACACCCACCACAACACACCACACCACAACACCACAACACAACCACAUCACACAACACCACAACACCACACCACACAACACCACACCACAACACCACAACCACAACCACAACACACCCCACCACAUCCACCACACCACAACACACCACCACACCACAACACACCACCACACCACACCACAACAUCACACCACCACACCACACCACACCACACCACACCACUACUAUACUGUGCAUAA
This is a messenger RNA of Ruditapes philippinarum (Manila clam), 507 nucleotides long. RefSeq lists its product as uncharacterized. NCBI's taxonomy places the organism in Eukaryota, Metazoa, Mollusca, Bivalvia, Venerida, Veneridae. The transcript has 3 exons. The record is from RefSeq and is a predicted model, not a curated record. Bases 1 to 507 code for a protein of 168 amino acids.